AAACAAUAAUUAGUGUUACAGUUAAACAGCGGACAAAAUGAUCGACGUCGAUUCUCUACUGGUUAGCUUGAAACCAAAAGGAUUCUUCCAGCUCACCCAAUACCUGCUCAGUGACGCUUCCAUGAUUCCUUGCGUUGUUGCUUUGCUGAAGAUUGUAUUUAUCGGUUCAAUCCCCACUUCCAGAUGUGCUAAUUUGAACAUAUCUCAAUUGUACGACUACGGCUACGAGAGCAACGAUACUCACGACGUAGUGUACGGAAAAUGUCAGAUAGAAAUAUUCAGUCGGAGCAGUAACAGUUCGAACCGCACGUUAGCAUGUAUUAACGGAUAUACUUACGAUGAAGGAAAACAUCAAUCUUUUGUGUCGGAGUGGGACCUCGUAUGCGACAAAGCCGGAUUAUCUGAGCUCACUCAAACAUUAUUCUCAGUUGGUGGCUUGAUUGGAGCGCUGACUCUGCCUUACUUUUCUGAUACAAAAGGAAGGAAGCCAGUAUUAGUCAUCAGCAAUAUCUUACUUUUUAUCUUCUCGUUCUCAUCGAGCUUUUCUCCGAAUUACUAUGUCUUUAUAGUUUUUCGUGUGCUGGAAGGAAUCUCUAUGCAGGGCCUUGCUGUAGCAACUUACACUCUUAUGUUGGAGCUGUAUCCAGUUUCGCAUCGUACGCUGAUGAGUGGUAUGAGUGGUGUCACCUGGGGCCUGUGUGUCUUGCCCUUUGCACCAGUUGCCUAUUUGCUUCGUAACUACAGUUGGAAAAUCAAUAAUAUCGUGUAUUCAAGCAGCCACGUCAUAGUAUUCUUCCAAUUGUGGUACCUUGAAGAAUCUCUGCGCUGGUUGGUCACCAAUGGAGAUUUUGAAAGAUCCAAGAAGGUAAUCAAACGAGUUGCCAAAGAAAAUGGCGUUGAUUUCGGCCCGAUUUGGGACAAGAUAGAAACUAAUUUGAUUCCAUUAAUCACAGUCAAGAACAAAGACUCUAUGAUAUCAUCCAAAGAAAAACUGUCACAGCAACAAGAAGUCAAAAAAGAAGGAUACCUCACAAUAUUUACGAAUUCAUUGGCUCGCAGAAUGACGCUUAUUCUGUUCGUUGUCGGGUUCAUGAACGCUGUGACAUACAUCGCCGUAUAUAUGACCAGUCCUAGUUUGGCAGGUAAUGGAUAUUUGAACUUUUUCUUGUUUUCCCUAACAGAAGUUUGUGCCAAUAUAACCAUGGCCAUAACACUUUUCAGACUGCCAAGAAGAGUUGCAAUAUCUUUUUACCAAGGAACCGCUGGUGUCGCCUUAUUUAUAGCUGUAGCUGUCUUGUAUUUUGGAGAUGGGUCGAGUGUCUAUUCAAUCUUGAACAUCAUAUUCAGUCUGUUGGGAAUGUUUGGUAUCAGUGCUUCAUAUUGUCUUAUCUGGAUAUAUGCUCCAGAAAUCUACCCAACUAACCUGAGGAAUAUCGGACUUGGUUUCCUAACAUUCUCUGGAAGUGUUGGAAAUAUGGUGUCGCCCUACUCUCGCCUUCUUAUGGAAAACAUACCAUGGUUGCCUGGAACGGUGUGUAGCAUUGGUUGUAUUUUGAGCUUUUCCCUCUUGUACUUCAUGCCGGAAUCUCAGAAAAUGCAAAUGCCAUCAUCAAUGUCGGAUGUUAAAGCACACAUGAAAUUACAGAAACGCUCCAAGAGGGAAAAAUCUGGAAAAGAAAUCGGUUCAACUGACCCAGAAAAGUCUACUUCUUCAGAAUUGAGCAAGAUAAACACAUAAAACAUCCAUAAACCUCCCACAAAAUUGAUGCUCUUGUGGAAAAGUUUCAAACCCGUUGUUGUUGUUGUUCAUAUUGUUGUUGUUGUUGUUGUUGUUGUUAACGCGGUGAGCUGGCAGAAUCGAUACAGCGCCAGGAAAGUGUUCAGUCGCAUUCCUUCCAACUUUAAGUUCUGAGUUCAAAUUUCACCGAGAUCGACCUUGCCUUUUAUCCUUAUGGGAUCGAUAAUCUAAGUACUGGGGUCGAUGUUACCAUCUCACAGGAUGGUAACAUCUCUCUCUCUCUCUCUCUCUCUCUCUCUCUCAGUGACUGACUCUGGAUGGUGUUCAUACAAGUUCUUAGGGUGCGGGAUAUCAUAGUGACAACAUAUGCUCCAGUACAAAUAUUGGCCAACUCGAUCAUGCCUGGUUUUAUAUUCUUUAAAGGUGAGGACUGAGCUACCGGCAACAAUGUGGCCAGUGCUCUCAAUUCUGUCAUCGCAGAAUCUACACUUUGUGCCUGCCCCAUUGUGCGUGACAUUAGCUUAAUAGUUCCGUGUGAGGAGACUCUAAUAUUGUGCCGCUAGGAUAAAUCCUGUUUCACUUUCCAAACCAGUGCUCUGCAGCCACUGAUGGGUUCUUCCCAUAUCUACAUCAGCUUUCUCAGCUUGUUUGGAGUAUUGCUCAUGCAAUGGUUUUUCUUGCCACACUCAGGACAUUAUUAUUAUAAUACUGGGGUCGAUGUAACUGUAUUUUACC
Messenger RNA from Octopus sinensis (East Asian common octopus), 2473 nucleotides. Its product is annotated as solute carrier family 22 member 8-like. The record is from RefSeq and is a predicted model, not a curated record. Gene Ontology annotation, molecular function: transmembrane transporter activity. Lineage: Eukaryota; Metazoa; Mollusca; Cephalopoda; Octopoda; Octopodidae. The transcript is spliced from 10 exons. The coding region runs from base 38 to 1738 and encodes 566 amino acids. Gene Ontology annotation, cellular component: membrane. Gene Ontology annotation, biological process: transmembrane transport.